AUGGCCUCCCGAAAGACGCAGCAAGAAAUCGACAAGACCUUCAAAAAGGUCGACGAAGGGAUCCAGUCCUUCGAAGCCAUCUACGAGAAGAUCUACUCCUCCCAGAAUGCAGCACAAAAGGACAAGCUGGAAGACAAUCUCAAGAAAGAGAUCAAAAAGUUGCAGAGAUCGCGUGAUCAGAUCAAAACCUGGGCGGGGGGAAACGAGAUCAAAGAUAAGUCUGCGUUGUUGGAACAGAGAAAGCGGAUUGAAAAAUGUAUGGAGAUAUUCAAGGCCGUGGAGAAGGAGAUGAAGACCAAGGCAUUCUCCAAAGAGGGAUUAUCGCAGAACGCCAAACUCGAUCCCAAAGAGAAGGAACGGGAAGAACUGUGCGACUUCUUAUCGGAGCAGCUGGAUGAGAUCAACAGAAUCCUGACCGAAGAGUUGGAACCAGAAGCAGGCAACAUCCAAGCGGCCCUCAAGAAAAAGCAGAAGGACAAUACCAAGGCCGAUCGACUAGCCGAGAUUGAAGCCAUAACCGAGACGUACAAGUGGCACGAGUCGAGAUUGCAACUUCUUCUUCGAUCGCUACAGAAUGGUAAUGUGGAAAAUGACAUGGUCACGGCAAUCAAGUCCGAAAUUGAAGAGAUAGUCAAAGAAGGUCGCGAACCUGAUUUCGACGCCGAGGCUUAUGAGGGAAUAUACGACGAGUGCAAUUUGGACAGUGAGGAGGCUCAGUUUGGACUGAAUAACGAUGUGGAUCGAAUAUCGUCUCAAGACGCGCAGUCCGUUCAAGAAGAUAAUGAACCCGAUCCGAGCACACUCAAAAAGACCAAAUCAGACCUCACGGCCACGAGACGACCAUCGACACAACUGAAAUCCCCGCUACCGGCUCUGGCGACACUAAAUACGAUGCCUCCCCCGCCGUCCAUACCCAAGGACACCACAAUGAAACCCGCGCCACUACCGAAUCGACCACCAGGAGAAACUCUGAAGUAUGCCUCGGCCGCCGCCGCCGCCGCCGCCAGCGACAAGAGUGGAGUGGGUAUUGCUCCUCUACCUCCUCCUGUUGGGACUGGCGCCGCAGCCGCAUGCCAUCCAUUGCCAGCCCCGGUCAAGACAUCCGCAACGACGUCCCCGGCUUCUGUGCCCGCACAACCGGUUGAGAAGACCGCGUCGCCAGCACCUGCGGCGGCGAGCAUGGAUGGUUCCGCGUCGCAUGAGCAAUCCAAUCAUUCCAAAUCGCCUACGCUAAGUUCCACUAGCGCUCCUGCGGCGAGUGUACCUAGUAGUAUUCCUCCGACGCCAGCGAUGGAAAAAUCAGAGGCAGUCCAAGAGCCGGUGAUCGCCGACGAAUUACCGACCACGAAUGGAGAUGCACGUCAAGACCCCAGUACGGUGGAGUCGAUAUACCAUCUGCCUCCAGAGUUGCAAGAUCUGUUGGAUUCGUUCGAGACCACGAAGAGUCGGGCUGCUCAGCCGCCUUCCCAACUGGCGAGACUCCUCCAAGCGUCUCAGGAGACCUGCCCAGAGCCCUCGGAUAGUGAUCGACCCCAGCACUACCGCCCAACAUUCAAAUACAACACCCCGGCACAUUAUCCUCAGGAUGUGCUACCCAUAUUUGACGAUCCCGCCCUGUACGAUAAUCAAAGACUGGAAACGGACACCUUGUUCUACAUUUUUUACUACCGACAGAACACAUAUCAACAGUGGUUGGCAGCACGGGCUCUCAAGCAUCAGAGCUGGCGGUUUCACAAGCAAUACCAAACGUGGUUCCAACGUCACGAGGAGCCGAAGCAGAUCACGGAGGAAUAUGAACAAGGCACAUAUCGUUUUUUCGACUACGAGAGUACAUGGAUGAAUCGGCGGAAGGCUGACUUCAAAUUUGUGUACAAGUUCCUCGAGGACGAUCUGUAG
Molecule: messenger RNA, 1896 nt
Organism: Rhinocladiella mackenziei CBS 650.93
Lineage: Eukaryota; Fungi; Ascomycota; Eurotiomycetes; Chaetothyriales; Herpotrichiellaceae
Exons: 3
Coding region: 1-1896 (631 amino acids)
Biological process (GO): nuclear-transcribed mRNA poly(A) tail shortening; regulation of DNA-templated transcription
Cellular component (GO): P-body; nucleus; CCR4-NOT core complex
Source: RefSeq, a predicted model, not a curated record